This is a messenger RNA of Brassicogethes aeneus, 1805 nucleotides long. NCBI's taxonomy places the organism in Eukaryota, Metazoa, Arthropoda, Insecta, Coleoptera, Nitidulidae. The record is from the annotation of a GenBank genome assembly.
GCGCGCUACUGAAAUGUCACAAACCAUGUGAGAAUUAACUAAGUGGAAAUUCUCUGAAUGUUAUUUUAGACAAACCUUGAAGUUAAAUAAACUUGUCAUUUGUUUAUACAAAUUUUAAUAAAUUUGGGUCACAUAUCUCCACUAUGGCAGAAGGAACAUACGAAUAUGAAUGCAUGAGGGCAGAACUACUUGGCGUUGAUAAACCAGACUAUGAAGAAUUUUUGAAGAAACAAGAAGAAAACGAAAAAAACAAAGUCGAGGAGGAAGAACAAGACUUACAAGCUCUUCAGGAUGCUGAUUCUCAAAAUGACAACUUAAAAAAUAUAUCGGGAGGUUUGGAGGAGUUAAACGGUAUUUUGGCUGUCACGCAAAGAAAGAUUAACAGAUUUAAGGCUUCAUGCGGUUCCCUUACCAACCUACUAAAGAUAAAAAUGGGUGGGGCUCAUCUUGCGAACUCCACCAACGACGUCUCAGUAGAUCCAACUUCCUCGUCCAACGUCGAAAACCCGGUGGGGACCGGAAGUAACGUCACAGCAAACGGAGAUCGCCCAACAAACGACGAAGUUCGAGAGAAUGGUACGCAUAGAAAAAGCGACCUGACCAAGGCGUUAGACAACCACGUUGACAGGUUGGAUUUGAUGCUGGAAAAGGCGGAAAACGCUCAGUACAGCAUGAAGCAUCAAAAUAACCAGAUGAAAAGGUUCCUUAAUUAAAUAUCGUUGGUUAAAUUGUAACAUUUUUUAUAUUGUUUUUGGUGGCAAAUAAACUAUCACGUUUCCUGUUGGUCAGAUAAAAAAAAGCUAAAACAAAAAUUCAAUUUAAGUAUGAAAAAUUGAUAAACAUACAAGUUGCUCGGUUGAACACCCCCGUUUGUAGUAAACUGCAAUAAAAAAUAGGGUGUUCCAUUGGAAAUUUUGUUGUCAUUUUUUUGUCUGACCAGUAGAAAAGAAUAUAAAACGAUGCAAACUUUACCCCCUCAAAUUUUGACAGAUGGACGGACCUAUACUAAAGGAACUUAAUUUACUAACCUUGCACAAAUAUGCCCACACUAUACAGGGUGUUUUACAUUCGUGGUUCAUUAGAAGUUUCUGAGGAACGGAAAAAAUGUAACUUCCGGUUUAACCGGAAGUGGCAUCAACCUUGUUAUUUCAAAUACAGAAUUUAAAAAUGUAAAAAUAUAUGGCGUGUUCCAUUUGAAAUAACAAAGUUGAUGUCACUUCCGGUAAAACCGGAAGUGGCAUUUUGUUUAAAAUAUUUUAGAAAAAUGGACAUAAAUGGGUUAUAAACGCUUUUCAAAUUUCAAAUCGAUUUUUUUAACGUUCCCCAGAAACAUCUAAUGUACCACCAAUGUGAAACACCCUGUAUAUAGCAAUAAAUGUUGUAUUUAAAUAUAAUUAAUAUUUAUAAAAUUGUAUUAUAUUAAUGUUGUAUAGUUUUUAGUUAUUAUGGCACGACUGCAGUCAAAUUUGGAAAAAAAUAUUCCAGUGGAGAUUUUGUUUAGGUAUUUGUAGAAACUUCGAUAUUUGGCAACGCCGCUUGGGACUUUUGACACAAUUUCAGUGCCAUGCAUAAACAAAAAAUAUUCACUAGGAUUUUUUCCAAAGUGACUGGGUAAAUUGCGGUUGUGAAUAUUGUAAAUGUUUAUUAGAAAAUUUACCAAAAAAACCUUAAGAACGGUAAAGGUAAAACGUGUGCUUCCGAAACUUAAAUCGAUUAAUUAAGAAUAAGUAUCGAAUACAUUGUUUAUUUUUUUGUGAUUAAAAAACACCAAUAUUUUAAAAAUAAAUGUCUGUAUUUAACGAGAA